GAUUGCGUACUAUUGUAGUAUGUUUAUAUUGGGCUAAAUACAAUUGGGUGGAAGAAAUUGCGUAUUUUCUGACGUACACGAUAACGAAUCAUUAAUUUGUACAGUGAUAUUGAUAUUACGAUUUUGGAUUGUUUUCACAAAAUUUUUCUAUUCAUCAUAGCUAUCAUCAUAAAUCGAUGUCUUCAACAAUGUCAGGAAAGUUACGAGGAAAUAAUAUUAAGUGGGGAAAUUCAUCAGAAGAAAAUAAUACAUAUGAAUCAAAAUAUAAAAUGAGAUUGAGAGAAUCAUUAAGGAAUACGCAACAACCAGCUGUAACUGAGAGUGAGACUCUUGUAGAACCACGAAAGCGAGGCCGUGGUCCUUCCAAAAGACCUUGCCUUAAUAGAAAUGCUUUAAUGGCUCGAGAAAAUCGACUUAGAAAAAAAGCAUAUUUAGAGAAGAUAGAAAAUAAACUAUCAUUUUAUCAGCAAGAGAACAAGAAUUUAGUAAAUAUUAUAAAAAAACAAGGGAUUGACAUCAAACGAUUAAGUGGUGAAGUUGCUUAUUUAAAGAGUGUAUUAAAUAAUAAUACCAGUAUUACUACAUUGCUAAGAACAAUCAAUGAUGGCCUUCAAAAAAUUAGUACACAAAAAAAGAAUUCAUUGAAUUCAAAUCAUGUUUCUGAAUAUUCAAAUGAAUUAAAUACGCAACAUAAAUGUACAUGUUAUACAAAUGUGAAGGAGAAUAUAUUAAAUAAUCAAAAUACCAAUAUAUUUAUUACAAAUGUCAAUAAUGAUUCAUUGACAGAACAUAAUACGACUGAAGAUUCUAAUAGUGAAUCUUAUAUUAAUUCUCAGAAGAGAUUUGCUUGUAAGAAUUCAAGCAUUGAUAAAAUUUCUUCAUCUUUCUUAGAUUCAGAUCAUACUUAUAUUGUUUCCAAAAAUAUUGAAGUUGAUAAUAAAAGUAAUCUUCAAAAUAAAAAUGUAACAGACACAAUAACAUCAACUACUAAUAUAACAUCUGAUGAUAAUUAUAUGGAUAAUACAAAAGAUUUGGAUAAUUUAUUACCAAUUGGUCAAACAGAUUUGUCCAAUAUAGAUGAAAAGAAAGAUAUUGAUACCAUUGGUAUCGAUUUUGAUCAAUUAUCUUCUUUUAACAUGGAUAUAUUUGAAGAUCUUCCCAAAUGUGAUGAAAUGAUGAAUACAGUAGACAAUUUAAAUGAUGCAUCUAAUCUUUUCACUGCAGAAGAAAUAUCUCAAACUUUAGAUAAUACAGGAAUCUGUCUUCAUGUUAAUUCAGACAAAGUAUCUUUAGAAUUUUGUUCCAUUUGUCACUUAAAUAGUAAGAAUUCGGGAUCAAAUUGAAGGGGGAAUUGAUCAUAAUUAUUAUAAGUUCACUCAAUGAUGAGUCAUAGAAGAGGUUUACCAAAGAUUUUGGAAAUAUUUCUCGAUCAGUGGAAUAUAAAAAAAA
Apis mellifera (honey bee) is the source of this 1449-nucleotide messenger RNA. RefSeq lists its product as uncharacterized. Gene Ontology annotation, biological process: regulation of DNA-templated transcription. The record is from RefSeq and is a predicted model, not a curated record. The transcript has a single exon. Gene Ontology annotation, molecular function: DNA-binding transcription factor activity. Bases 177 to 1343 code for a protein of 388 amino acids. NCBI's taxonomy places the organism in Eukaryota, Metazoa, Arthropoda, Insecta, Hymenoptera, Apidae.